Molecule: messenger RNA, 1365 nt
Organism: Sphenostylis stenocarpa
Lineage: Eukaryota; Viridiplantae; Streptophyta; Magnoliopsida; Fabales; Fabaceae
Source: the annotation of a GenBank genome assembly
AUGACCGCCGGUAGCUACGGCCCUAGUAAGGGUCGAUUCAGGCCUCAAAUAAUGGCCAUUGCAUUGGCAAUUGUUCUGAUUUCCUUCAAUGUGGCAUCCGUGGCUGCUGAUGCUUACACUUACUCUUCACCACCUCCACCACCGCCUUCUUACGAGUACAAGUCCCCUCCCCCUCCUUCUCCUUCACCACCACCACCAUAUGUCUACAGCUCUCCACCCCCUCCACCUCCCUAUGAGGCCAAGGAUCCACAUUAUCAAUACAAGUCUCCUCCACCACCCUCUCCCUCACCUCCACCACCAUAUUACUACAAAUCUCCUCCACCACCCUCUCCAUCCCCCCCACCACCAUAUUACUACAAAUCUCCUCCCCCACCUUCUCCUUCACCCCCACCUCCUUACUACUACAAAUCUCCCCCUCCCCCAGAUCCAUCCCCUCCACCCCCAUAUUAUUACAAGUCUCCUCCACCCCCCUCUCCCUCUCCUCCACCUCCAUACUACUACAAGUCCCCACCACCACCCUCUCCCUCCCCUCCACCUCCUUACUACUACAAGUCCCCACCACCACCUUCACCACCACCACCUCCACCAUACUACUACAAGUCUCCUCCUCCACCUGAAAAGUCACCACCUCAUGAUCCUUACUACUACAAGUCUCCACCACCACCCUCUCCAUCACCUUCACCUCCUUACUACUAUAAAUCUCCCCCACCACCCUCUCCCUCACCUCCACCUCCUUACUACUAUAAAUCUCCCCCACCACCCUCUCCCUCACCUCCACUCCCUUACUACUACAAGUCCCCACCACCACCUUCACCAUCACCACCCCCACCAUACUACUACAAGUCCCCUCCCCCACCUGAAAAGUCGCCGCCUCAUGAUCCUUACUACUACAAGUCCCCACCGCCUCCUUCACCAUCUCCUCCACCACCUUACUACUACAAAUCUCCUCCUCCUCCGUCUCCUUCACCUCCUCCACCAUACUAUUACAAGUCUCCACCACCUCCUUCACCAUACCCUCCACACGUGCCUUACUACUACAAAUCUCCACCUCCUAAGCCCUACUACUACAGCUCUCCUCCUCCACCGGUCGCCUAUCCUCCAUACUCUCCAUACCCUCACCCUCACCCUCACCCAUAUCACCACCCAUUGAUCGUUAAGGUUGUGGGUAGAGUCUAUUGUUACAGAUGUUAUGACUGGCAAUACCCCCAGAAGUCGCACAACAAGAAACACCUCGAAGGUGCCACCGUCGAGGUUACAUCAUCACCGUUGAAGGAUUUGACUAUGUUAAAUAUGGAGACACAGUCUGCAAGGCCAAACUCCAUGCUCCUCCCAAGGGCUCACGUUGCAACGUACCCACGAAGCUGA